This is a messenger RNA of Podarcis raffonei (Aeolian wall lizard), 528 nucleotides long. It is a transcript of the gene IFT25, whose product is annotated as intraflagellar transport 25. The record is from RefSeq and is a predicted model, not a curated record. The coding region runs from base 6 to 443 and encodes 145 amino acids. The transcript has 5 exons. NCBI's taxonomy places the organism in Eukaryota, Metazoa, Chordata, Lepidosauria, Squamata, Lacertidae. Gene Ontology annotation, biological process: intraciliary transport. Gene Ontology annotation, cellular component: cilium; centrosome; intraciliary transport particle B.
AAAACAUGAAAUCCACGGACUACUGCCUUAGCUCCGAAGGAACCGAUGUGAUUCAAGCAACAUCAAGUGAUGAAAAAUACCCGCCAGAAAAUAUCACGGAUGGAAAAUCUGAAACCUUUUGGACAACAACUGGGAUGUUUCCACAGGAAUUUAUUAUUUGUUUUCAUAAAUGUGUAACCAUUAGCAAACUCACAAUCCAGUGUUAUUGUGUGCAGACAUUACGGAUUGAAAAAAGCCUGUCUAAAGAUCCAGUUGAUUUUGAAGAAUGCAUUGAAAAAGAGCUGCAACAUAAAGAAGGAGAACUUCAAACAGAAGAAUUUUCGUUUCCUGAGAUCCAAGCGACAUACUUGCGAUUCAUUAUUUUGUCUGGCUUUGAUGCUUUUGUGUCAGUUCAUAGGGUGAUAGCAGAAGGAAUAACACAAGAUAGUGAAAACCAAACUUAAUGUGCCGCAAUCACAACUGUAUAAAUAUUGUACUGAUAUUUGUAUUAUAGAUUAUGUAAUCCAAGCAUUAAAGUAUGUUUUCUAA